Molecule: messenger RNA, 9299 nt
Organism: Pseudophryne corroboree (corroboree frog)
Lineage: Eukaryota; Metazoa; Chordata; Amphibia; Anura; Myobatrachidae
Gene: KAT6B
Product: lysine acetyltransferase 6B
Exons: 20
Coding region: 634-6699 (2021 amino acids)
Biological process (GO): negative regulation of DNA-templated transcription; nucleosome assembly; positive regulation of transcription by RNA polymerase II
Cellular component (GO): nucleosome; MOZ/MORF histone acetyltransferase complex; chromatin
Molecular function (GO): DNA binding; transcription coregulator activity; histone acetyltransferase activity
Source: RefSeq, a predicted model, not a curated record
AAUGGGGGCAUCAUUAACGCGAUAACCACGGCCCCCGCUGCUACAACCCAGUAGCGAUUGAAUGGGAAUUUUGACCGACAUACAGCCCCACCAAUCAGUAUAGUACGGGGGGCGUGGCCGGCGGGGUAGGUGAGGUGUAAUGAGACUCGGUGUAAUCAGUGUCAUGUCGGACCCGAACGCAGCGCAACAAAAUGGCGGCGGAUGCUUAAAGGUGUCUUCAAAAUCGGGUGACUGGAGGAGAAUGUGGUGUUUGCUGGCACUGCAGAAGGAUUUUACAUCUGCAGGUUAAGCAGCCAGAAAGACAUCAGAGGUCAAGUGUGUGCUGCCCAUUUAGACGCCGUCCAUGAAAAAUGAAAGUGUCAUUAAGGUGGUUAGAAGGGAAUACAUACACCUGCUUAACCUAGACAGACACAAUUCUUAUGUGAAGAUUUUGUUUUAUGACACGGAUUUAGUGUAUUCCAGCUGUUUCGUUUGAUGUGACUUCCUCUGAUGGAAUUCUGCUAUGAAGAUGGAUAUGUGUGAGCUGUUGCCGAAUGCAACCUAGGAUACGUUUGAUUAUUGGCUGGAUGUUUAUCGUGGCGCACGGAUGACCUCUAUGGGUAGCACCUGGCUUUUGGAUACAGUUUUUUAACCAUGGUAAAACUUGCAAACCCUCUGUACACGGAGUGGAUUUUGGAAGCCAUACAAAAGGUAAAAAGACAAAAACAGCGUCCGUCAGAGGAGCGGAUUUGUCAUGCAGUGUGCGUGUCUCAUGGUCUUGAUAAGAGACUUGUGUUUGAGCAACUUGAACUCAGUGUACAGGAUGGCUCAGUUCUCAAGGUCCUCAACAAAGGUGUGGCUUCAUAUAAAGACCCAGAGAACCCUGGACGCCUAACAACUACCAAGCCUGGUCCUCUACCUAAAUCAGUCAAGGGGCAGCGACCAGUCACUGCAGACCUGCGCAGUGUGGAUUGGAAUAAACUCCUUCGUAGGGCAGUAGAAGGACUGCAGGAGUCCAAUGGUUCAUCUCUUAAGAAUAUUGAGAAGUAUUUGCGUAGUCAGAAUGAUCUGGCAGGAAUUGUGGCAAACCCUAUUUUUCAGCGUAGGUUGCGCCUAGCAGCUAAAAGGGCUGUCAACAGCGGGAGACUGCUGAAAGAUGGCCCACAGUACAGGAUUAACUACGGAGGAUUGGAAGGCAAAGGUGCAUCCAGAUACUGCAUUUCUUCCACAUCCAUGUUGCCACCAGUCAGCCUUCUCCCUCAUGAACAGGACCAGCCUCGUGCAGAUCCGAUUCCCAUCUGCAGUUUUUGUCUCGGGACAAAGGAAUCCAACCGAGAAAAGAAACCGGAAGAGUUGAUCUCGUGCGCAGACUGUGGGAGCAGUGGCCAUCCAUCCUGUCUAAAGUUCUGCCCAGAGCUCACCUCCAAUGUAAAAGCAUUGAGGUGGCAGUGCAUCGAAUGCAAAACCUGCAGUGCCUGUAGGAUUCAGGGCAAAAAUGCAGAUAAUAUGCUUUUCUGCGACUCUUGUGAUCGGGGAUUCCACAUGGAGUGCUGUGACCCACCUCUUGCCCGCAUGCCGAAAGGCAUGUGGAUUUGUCAGGUCUGCAGGCCAAAGAAAAGGGGCCGUAAGAUCCUCCAGGAGAAAGCUGCACAGAUCAAAAGGCGAUAUGCGAAACCCAUUGGCCGACCGAAAAACAAAAUAAAACAACGCAUGUUGUGUAUGUCCAAUGAAGGAGGACCUCUGAAUUCUUUCCCAGGAAGGGGGCCAUCCGGUAGGAGUCAAAAAACUAAAAUGUGUCCCACCACACUGCCAUCUGGUCAUGCUGCAUCCGUGAAGGACCCCAUCAGCAGCCUGGCUGCGACCGACCUCACUCGGCCUGGCCCCCAUCCCAUCAAUUCCACCUUCACUUCCACUUGUUCCCCCCUCAAAGUUAACAAGAAAACCAAAGGGCUAAUUGAUGGCCUCACUAAGUUUUUCACUCCAUCACCUGAGGGGCGCAGAUUUCGCGGGCGAAUUGUAGACUUCUCUAUGCACCGCCGGCCCAGGAAAAAACGUACUGACCCAGAGGCUUGCACUCUUCAUAUGCUGGGAAUGGGUACCACGCACAAGCUAAGCUGCCCCCCUCAGCCUCCACAACCUGCUCCUUCUUCUCUCUCACAUAUCACCUCCCUGUCUGGCAACAGCCCAGGCUCACAGAAAUCCAGCAAUUCCACCACGUCCAACUCCCCCCAGAGUUCCUCAAGUCACUCCAGCGCCCCUUCCCUCAGAAGCCUCCCCAGUAACAGUCAACUGAAGGGGCUCUUUGAUGGACUGUCCCACAUCUAUGCCACCCAGGGCCAGCCACGCCAAAAAAGCCACCCAAGCUAUGCGCCUCCAAAACACAUUCGCCGCAAAGGCAGACUCUACACCUCAACACACUUUUUUGGCAAGAGGGACGCUAGGAGUAGGCUCCUCCUCCCCCACCCUACCCCAUCUGGCUGGGCAGUGCCCCGGGGUCGGGCUUUGAAAGCCAUUGCUCAGUUCAAGCGCUCAACGUUCCUUAUAAAGCACAGGACACUAGGCAGGUUAAAGUAUAAAGCGGGAGCCAUAGGGGCGGGAGCCAGGACACCAGAAAAGGUCAGCCUGGCAGACAGCAGGACUAAGCCCGUCCAGGAUGAUGAUGCCGACCUGAAGUUGCAUAUCAAGCAGGAGCGGUGGAAUGCGAUGUGUGUUCCAGACCGGCCAGAAUUUGUCACCAAGGAAGAUGUUGACAUUUUCCGACAGGCAAGGGAGCUAUCUUUUGAGAAAAUAGGCUGCAAGACUCUAGGUGACCACACUGGGCGUUAUCCCUCAGUCAUUGAGUUUGGAAAAUAUGAAAUACAGACAUGGUACUCUUCGCCUUACCCACAGGAAUAUGCAAGAUUACCAAAGCUUUACCUGUGUGAGUUCUGUCUGAAGUAUAUGAAAAGUAAGACUAUACUACUGCGCCAUUUAAAGAAGUGUGGCUGGUUCCAUCCUCCAGCCAAUGAAAUCUAUCGGAAGGAUGAUCUCUCAGUAUUUGAGGUGGAUGGAAACAUUAGCAAAAUCUAUUGCCAAAACUUGUGUUUGCUGGCCAAGCUCUUCCUGGAUCAUAAGACACUAUAUUAUGACGUGGAGCCAUUCCUUUUCUAUGUUCUCACCAAAAACGACAAGAAGGGCUGUCACUUAGUUGGAUACUUUUCUAAGGAGAAACUUUGCCAGCAGAAGUACAAUGUGUCUUGUAUUAUGAUAUUGCCUCAGUACCAAAGGCAGGGAUUUGGAAGGUUCCUUAUCGACUUCAGUUAUCUGCUUUCCCGAUGCGAGGGGCAGGCAGGCUCGCCUGAGAAACCUCUAUCAGACUUGGGCCGUUUGUCUUAUUUGGCAUACUGGAAGAGUGUCGUAAUAGACUAUCUGAGCACUCAUCAUGAGAAGCAGAUCAACGUGAAAGGUCUUAGUCGAGCCACAGGAAUGUGUCCUCAUGACAUUGCCACCACUUUACAGCAUCUCAACAUGAUAGACAGAAGAGGAGACAGUUUUCAUUACAGGUUUGUUAUUAUUCGACGUGAAAAAGUAAUGGCAAGUUAUAUGGGAAAGGUAAAAUCUCGAUCCCGGGUAAAUGAGGUUGAUCCAGACUGUCUGAGGUGGGCACCGGUGAUCGCCUUAAAUGCCGUUGUGUCUGAGGAAGAGAGAGAAGCAGAGAAGGAGGCGGAUCUUCUAAUGGAACAGGCAAGCUGUGGUGAGCGAGAAUACCAGCACUUUCACUCAUCCCGGACUCAAUCCAAGCCGUCCCCAUCAGAGGAAGAGGCUGCACUUCCUGCAGCCGCCUCCUUAUUACCCUCAGAUGAAGCGCAGCCUACAGAACAAAGCAAGGAGAGCAGUGAGGAGGAAGAAGAUGAAGGGCAAUGCCUGGAAGCAACACCCCCGAUACUAACCAAACCUCAGACGCUUAUGACAAAGAGAAAGAGAGCCUUCACUCUCAGGCGGAGACGUGGACGAAAAUGCCGGAGAAUAAACAGCAGCGUCACCACAGAGACCAUCUCUGAAACCACCGAAGUUCUCAAUGAGCCGUUUGAGGAUUCUGACAGAGAUAACCCUGAGCCUCCGCAAAAGGACUUGGACCAAAACACUGUUGUCAGAAGAUCCAGCCAACAGCAGCUCAGUCCUAACACUGAGGCAUCAGAUGCACGAAGUAGAAGGGAAGAAGAGUCAUGUGCAAAUCAUGUAGGCGAAGUAUCUCCAGAGAAAGUUGCUCAUGAAGCUCAAGAACAGACCCCAGAUCGACCUCCAAGAAAGCAGGGGUGGCCAAAAGGAUUGAAGAGGGGCCCUUCGAAGCGGAGGCGUAGCAUGGAUAGAAAGUCUGGCUUUAAACUCAACCUGUACACCCCUCCAGAAACACCCAUGGAGCCAGACUAUAUUGUUCAAACUGAGGAAACUAAGGAGGAACUUGAAGAGGAAAAUGAGCCACCGCAUGAAGAUGCUGUUCACACUAGUGAAGAAAUAGAGUCUUACGAAGAAGAAGCUGGAACCUCAUUACUAGAGCUGCCAAGCCCAGGUAGCGCCAAUGUGGAAAAAACUGAUGAGGAAGAAAGGAAAGAUGAUGAAGUAACAAUGGAAGAAGGUGAAAAAGGUGAAAUAGAGGAUAAUAAAGAAGAGGCAGCGGAAAGGGAGGAGAAUGACAGUAUCAAGGAGGAGGAAGAUGACUUGAAAGAAGAUAUAGAGAGGUCAGACAAAGUGGAAGAGGAAGUCAAAGAUUCGGGCACUGGGCAGACCAAUGAGCUAGCAGUUCUGGAAGAGGAAGAGGAGGAAGAUGAAGAGGAACAAUCUCAUAAUGAGGACCAUGAUGCAGACGACGAAGAUGAAAGCCACCUUGAUAGAUCAGAGAAGGAAGUAGCAGAACAAUCUUUCCAAGAGGCCUUAGGGGAACAGGACAGUUUUUUAGAUCUAGGUAUUGAAAAUAAUAACCCGUCUCAGUCUGAUGUUUCCAGCAGCAGUUGUGGGGAAGUAAUGGAAGCAGAGCAAGCUGAAGAGGCACCAAAAGAAAAUGAGCUACCAGCUGAAGCAGAGGAGCAAGCCAUUGUCCCAUGUGGAACACAUGCAGAGGAGUUUGUGUCAGAGCUACCUGGGGAUGCUGGGGACGGAUUAGAUAUCGACUCAGAAACUGCACAAGCUGUUCAGUCUCUGACACGUGAAAGUGAACAGCAAGAGGAGGUAUACAGAGACUGUUCGGAGACCCAGGAAGCAUGUCAUAGUCUGCAAAGUUAUGCCCAGAGCCCAACAGCAGGUGCAGUAGAAGACUGCCAGCAAUCUGACCACAGCAGCCCAGUGUCCUCUGUUCAUUCACACCCUGGUCACUCUGUUAGGUCAUCAAGCAGCCCCAGUGCACCGUCCCUGGAGAGCAAUUAUGCCCAGAUCAGCCCAGACCAGACUGCCAUGUCUGUCCCAUCAUUGCAGAACCUUGAAACUAGUCCCAUGAUGGAUGUACCAUCUGUGUCUGAUCACUCACAGCAAGUUGUGGAUAGUGGGUUUAGUGACUUAGGGAGUAUUGAGAGUACCACAGAAAACUAUGAUAAUCCAAGCAGUUAUGACUCUGGCAUGGGAGGGGGAUCACUGCCCUCUCAAAACAGUUGUUCAUAUAGCAGUGGAAUGACGUCUGCCAACUUGACACAGAGCAGUUGUGCUGUAACACAACAAAUGUCCGCUAUGAACAAUAGUUGCAGCAUGAUUGGGUCACCCCCUCCUCAGCCACCACCUUGCAAUGUCAAGUCACCGCAAGCUUGCGCAGUAGAGAGACCCCCAAGUAGUGGCCAACAGCAGCAACUUGCUCCUUGUGGCAUGGCAGGCACAGGAUUCACAUUGCCAGAUAUCCCUGAAACAUCAGGGGGAGGCCUGGGAGGGCUGUAUGAUAGGAUAGGACAAGGAGACUUUGGAUCUGGGCACUAUCCACAGCCUUCGGCCACCUUCAGCCUUGCCAAGCUCCAACAAUUGACGAACACCUUAAUGGAUCACUCCCUGCCUUACAGCCACACACAGGCCGUAACAUCCUAUGCAAAUGGUGCCUCUCUUUCUUCUUCUCUGAGCAACAUGGUGCAGCUCAGCCAGUCAUCACAUUCUGUCCCCUCUCAAUCCCAAAAUACAAUGACUCCUCCUCCAAAUCUCACACCUCCCCCUAUGAACCUACCACCACCUCUGCUUCAACGUAACAUGUCCAGUGGUCAGAUGGGACUCUCCCACAGCCAGAGGCUGCAGACACAGAUGGCAAGCAAAAAUCACAUGUCCAUGCGGACCAAAGUGUCUGGUUUGCCUCCAGGAGCUACAUCUGGGCCCCACCCAUCACAGCUAUAUGGUCAUGCCCCCCCUCCACAGACUGUGACCAUGCAACCUCCUUCUCGUUCCCUCACCAUGCAGCGUGGAAUGAAUAUGAGUGUCAAUCUGAUGCCAGCGCCUGCUUACAACGUAAACCCAGUAAACACACUUAAUGCCAUGAGUGGGUACCGUAUGUCUCAGUCCAUGAUGAACAGCGGUUACCACAGCAAUCAUGGAUAUAUGAACCAGAGCCCUCAGUACCCAAUGCAAAUGAGCAUGAUGGGUAGCCAGCCUUAUGCGCAGCAGUCAAUGCAGGCCAGCCCUCACAGCAACAUGAUGUACUCCAGCCCUGGGCAUCACGGCUACAUGAACACACCAAUGCCCAAACAGUCACUCAAUGGGUCAUACAUGAGGCGGUGAGCUGCCCCUGCAGAUACCAGCAUCCCUACCCUUCUUCCCUAACUCUGCAGCAGCUGCAACAUGGAAUCUGCACUAUGGAACUUGACGCAGACUGACAGCAGUCACUGAAGGACACAGACUCAACCACCUAAUCCUUAGUUUCCCUUGCUCCUUUACACCUAGCCUUGCAUUCCUGAUAAUAUAUGAAUCCCUUUUAUUUAUUUCUGAUGUGACUAUGUUCCACUAACACCAGGUUUCUUUAUUCUCGCAGAUAAAGUUUAAAGUGGACUGGCCACCAUCAGUUUAGAAAACAAAUGUUGAUCAAUAGCACAUACAUUACAUAAUAACCAUUUGUUUCUGUAAUGCUGACUUUUCUUAAUGUGACCAUUUUAUUGGUCUCCCUCCUCAUGUUUUCAUGCAGCCCCUCCUUGGUGGCGUUAAAUCCUUAUUUUAGGAUUCAGCUGAAUAUAUAAUCUUUGUCAAAAUAUUCUUCAUAGGUGAAUCAUACAAAUGCUAAGUUGCAUAUAAAAAUGAAGCAAAGUUAAUGGUAUUGACACUAUUUUAUUUGAAAUGUAGAUUCAUGGAAUAGUAUUCUGGGUUGUGUGUGCUAAGAUUGGGGAAUGAUUAGGAUUUGAUUAGCUAACAUCAGUAGAACCCAGCAAACUGAAAUGACGUAAAAUAAAUCUAUCCGAAUCUGGAUCUGCGUCAGAUUCAGCACAUGCCUACAUUGUAUGGAGAUGAGAGGGAAAGCAUUUGUUUCAUAAAGGGGACCCUCCCAAUGUAGCACUGGGAAGAAGUGUGUCAUUUUUGUUUCCAACUUUUUAUUACACAACUGCACAUAUUUUUUUUAGCAUUUUGAAAAUAUUAGUUUAGUUGGAGAUGAACGAAAGCUGAAGAGAAUUGCCACUUUCUUAGAUGAAAGCCAUUCUCUUCUCGGUUUAUCAAGCACUGAUAUUUAAAUACCCUUCUUAUCCACUUUGCUGCACUGUUUCCCUGCAGAGGAUGUUUCCUGUAUAGUAAUGAUGGUGUUUUACUCUGCUUUCUAUUUUCCUAUCUCACACUCCCAACUUCUGCCCAAGGGCACUAUAAGCAAAUUCAAAGCCAGCACUUAGUUAAUGCAAAGUAAUAUUUAUACCGAAGUUCCCUUUUUGCACCAUAUUAGCCGGGAAGUCAUAAUUACAGUAUUCUUCUUUCAUCUAACAACUUUUCCAUUUUGUUUGCCUUCCUUUCCCUUUCGACAGGAGUUUGCAGUUUACUCUUUCACUGCCAGUACUAUUACAUGUUCUGGCGCUGAGAUGGUUAAACCAAUAACAACUUAGUACACAUGGUCCAGUAGAUCUUAUUAUCAGCCCAGCACGGGGAUAAGGUUGGUUCUAUAUCGGAGUGGGAGAAGGGACCUUGUGACGUACCUAGGGGAGGAGACACGUCACCAGGGAGAGGAGCUACGGCCGAACAGGGUACCCGAAAAGUAGCCUCGCGGGCUCGUUUCGCUCGCCACGCUUCGGGCUCGCUCCGCUCGCCACCUACUUACUAAAGGUAAUAGUUGGUGGCGGGAAUAGUAGAGCAACUGUCCCGCUGGCCUAGCUCCUCCCCCUUGUGUCGUGGCUCCUCCCCCUGACGGAAAAGGUCCCUUAGGCCACUUGGAUCUAGCCUCAACCACGGGGAUAAUGACUCUCUUCCCAUCCAAACCUCCCUCUCCUGUCUUGAGUCUGUGUUUUGUUUUCAUUUGUUUGCUGGAAGUAAGCCUUACUAAGCAUGCUGCUUCUCUGUGUGGUGUGUGAGCUUUUCUACGUAGUAAUGUUAUAAGUCCUGUGCUAAACUGUAAAGCCAUUUGUUAUUAUUUUGUUUUCUGAUAUUGGUAAGCCUUGUUUGAAGGUGAAAGAAAAAAAUGAAAAUAAAUAUAUUUUUGUUAAUUAUGAAACUGUACAAGAUAUUAAAAUGUGUUAUUCCCAUUGCCCUUCUGGCCAGCCAGAGGGCUCUCAAUCGAGUGUAUAUUUUCACACCCUGGCUAUAAUUAUGACUUUUCUUUCAGUCUCUGUGGGACAUAAAAAUGUUUAACUUAAAAAGAAUAACUUAAAAACAAACAAACAAAACAUGUUACUGGAUACCGGAAAUGCAAUUUAUCUUCAGUAGUAUUUGCCAAGGAGUCGUAAAAUGGACGUAUCGUUAAACUCAAUUAAAAUUGGUGUUUAAUUGCUAUUUUAUGAACAUGCCUUUCAAGCCCUUUUGCAAUACAAAGGUUUCAUUCCAUCUGUAGAUUUUUUCUAUCUUUGUAACGUAUUGGAGUUAUUUUUUAUAAAAAGUGCAAAAAAAAAAAAAGAGAAAAAAAAAGCCAGAGCCGUAAUAUGGAUAUCUUUACCAGCCAACAUGUCAGGAUGCAUGUAAAAAAUCUAUAUAUAUAUAUAUAUAUUUGCCCAAGGAAAAAGAUGUCUGCAUAGUUUCUGUCUUGGUCUAUUUGCCCCUAUUUUGUGUUUUGUAGCGUGAUGGGCAGAAGAUUCAUAUCUAGUAACAAUUUAAUGUUUCUUUCCCUUUUUAUUGUGUCACUUCAGUAAAUCAAAGCAGACAAAAACAAAGCUGUACAUUUUAAAUGGAAAAUAAAUUAUGAGGAGCCAUAUGUAAAA